UAUAACGAAAAGUCCACCUAAAGCGUAUGUUUUCAUUUCCAUUGCAGCUUGCUUUCUACUCUUAGCUGCAGUGCCGACGUUUGCGAACUUUGUGAAGUCAAUACGAGAAUUCUCAUUUUGAUUUUUUUCGCUGUUGACUUCUUAAAACCAUCAUCUUUUUUUUCGAUAAGUGCGGUCUGGUGCAUUGUAACUAUUUGUUAUUGUUUCUGUUUACACCUAAUCGCACGUAAUCUUGUUCUAUCCUCGAAAACAUACGACGAGGACGUGUAGCCCGAGUGAGAAGAUAAAUUGGCAGGGAUUUUUUCUUGGAACAGCGACAAAGAACAAGGUUGUCCUUUUUCACUAUAUUGUUUUGUUUACAAUGAAAGCACAGGUGGACUUGAACAAUAGCUAGAAAUUUUGUUCAGUGCACGAACUUCAUUUCCUAUAAUACUUUAUAUGCAAUGCUAUCAAUCAUUUCUUUGUCAAACUACAGCAAAGUAUAGGCUUCUCCUGGCAGUGAGCCGUAGUGCAAGACCUCGUCAGUGGGGAGAAUGGAUGCUAGUACCCGUCUCAUCAGUGUUUUGCUCUUUAGUUUGGCCGGGCCAUGCCAGACCGAAUCAUCCUACGUAAGCACCUUGCAUUGUCAGCGACUGGUGCCACCCGCUGUUACUUCCGCUCUGACUCCCUGCCGAUUUCCAUGCAUAAUGAAAUACCUAAGAGCACCUUCCUCUAUUAUUAUGCAAUCUGAACCUGAUGGAACACCGUGCAGGCAUACGGGCCAUUGCCGUGGAGGGGCCUGUCUCGAUAUUGGCAAUUACGCUGCACCAGAGCACUUCGAAUGGGGACCCAGCUCCGGCAUAACAAGCUACCACAACAGCAAUACCAACGCCGACACUCAUGCUGGCCGCACUGCAGUCUCAACUGGCGGCGGCUAUGCGAGAUACGGCUUUCUCAGUGGAGCAAAAGUAAAUCCGUAUACCGACCAAAUUAUGAGGGAAAAUGAAAAGGAACGCGGCGCACCUUUAUUUCCCAGCGAACUGAGCGCUCUAAAUGCACUUGAGCAUCUGUUACGUAUGAAACGUGCUGCGCCACGGUCCGAAGAAGGGCGCCGCGGAAUCGAACUGACUGAAAGUGGAAAGUACAUUUCCCUGGCAAGAGUCAGAAGGAGUAGUAAAACGCGCAGAAUAACGAUAUAUGAUGUUCGUCCUCAAAGCCAUUAUUACGUCCCAACUCAUUCCAAUAGAAACACGUACGGAGCUCGAAGCGGCGUGUAUGACCCACCGUAUGGCCCACGCAACCCUGCUGUCGUUGUAGUUCACUCGCCGCACAAAAAAAGUAGAGCUAAAAGUUUACUGAAAGGAGCGGCUAUGGGUGUGGCCGUAGGUGGCGCGGGUGUCGCUGCUUACUCGCUUCUUGGAGGAGGAAAUAAGCACAAACACACGAGUUCCCGCGGAGCUGCAGGUGCAGAAGGCAAAUCCUCUCAGCCGAAUAGACCCGACGAGGAGGUGAACGCAGUUGGUGCUCAAGGCACCGCGACAGGAAAUACAGGCCACGCAGGAAUCAGCACGCCGGAGGGCAAUGACGAUGCAGAAAACGACGACAAGAAGGAAACUGAUGGUGCUGAAACUGGCACGAAAGCCGAGGGCGCUGAAACGGGCGCGACUGAUACUACCGGCACCAACGAGGCACGCAAGACCAACAGCAGUAAAAAUGAAGCUAACGAGGACGCUGGAACUGACAAGACGAAUGAAAACCGAUAAUACUGGAACGGACACUUCAGACCUCACGAACAGUACAGCACCAGCUUUAUCACGAAAGUCCAGGUUACUGGAACGAAUGACACCGAGAAAACCGAUACCACCACAAUAGGCACAUCCGCAGCUGCUGGAUCCAGCAGCACCGAGAAAAACACCUACAACAGGGACAGUUCUCCUUCUGCACUCCCGACAGCACCGGUGCACACAGAAACACGGGGAGGAUCAAAAGUAUCAGUGAGAAUCGACGUAACUGGCAUUAACAUCGACGUUGACAACCGCCAUGAAGGGAGUAGAACUUAAUAAAAAUAAAUAGUCCACUGGAGGCACAUCUUGAACUUACGAACAUAAAUGGCUUUGACAGAGGGGUCAUCUCAGAAGCAGCCUAACUCUCACGGGCGAGAGUUUCCGUGUCGCCACUGGUAAACUGCUGAUGGAGUAUAGACAGGCAAAGGGCAAAGGCUUCAAUAUAUUUCCAUUAGUAGGGGCGUCUGUCAUUUAGCAAUAGCUAAAAAAUAGGCAUGUCAUCAUACAGCGGUGCUUAAUCGUGAUGAUUAGGAUAAUAUUUUAGCUAUGUAACCAGCACGUCCCGUUUCGUGGUGACUGCGGAAUCGAAUACGACAGUCAUGCAAUUGAGAACUGAGAAAUAAUUUUCUCCAAGUAGAGCUCCACAGGCCUAAGCCUUAGUCUAAGCGCACGGGCGUUUUGGCAUUCCCAUUCAAUAUUAUUUCUUCCCAAUUACUUUUGCAGGACAACAAAAGAGGUGACUUAUAAUUGCCAGUCAAAUCAUCCAAUAAGUAAAGCGUCUCUCACGCCAGAACACUACCAACGGAUAUUUCGAAAGUCCCAUUAGCGAAACAAUUGCUAUAUGUGCCCGCUUGAAGUAAUGAACGGCUUCAAUUGGACGGUUUCUAAAUAGAAUCGUAGAACUCGAAUGUAACUCAAGCUAGUGGAACGUUACUUUGUGAUUUUCUGAUGACAACUUACCUGUACGCUAUAGGAUGUAUUUUGCAGGUUGCCGCUACUUGGCUCGACUUAGGUGUGUUGUGUCAUCAUCGAAAAGGGAUUUUUCAAUUCCAGGAAAAAAGUUUGUUUAAGAAAUUAGCACGAUUAUUUUUCUAUAUUUAGGUUAAAUAAAAUUCUCU
Messenger RNA from Dermacentor andersoni, 2881 nucleotides. The record is from RefSeq and is a predicted model, not a curated record. NCBI's taxonomy places the organism in Eukaryota, Metazoa, Arthropoda, Arachnida, Ixodida, Ixodidae.